Durusdinium trenchii is the source of this 1807-nucleotide messenger RNA. The record is from the annotation of a GenBank genome assembly. Lineage: Eukaryota; Dinophyceae; Suessiales; Symbiodiniaceae.
UCCUCUUUGGUCUCGUCUGACUUGCUGUGACGUGUGGGCCCGCCAUGGCGAAGACCGCGCGCAGAUGCAGCGCGCGCAGCCAUCGUUUCCGCUGGCCUUUGCGUGCUGUGUGCGUUGGGCUCUCGGCAUCCGUUUUCCACUUUUGUUGCUUUACUUUGCCCCGCGCCACUUACCGGGUGGGCAGCGGCGCUACAAGUGAGCGCCGAGUGAUGCGCACCGCUCAGCGCAAUUGGGUGGACGAGUUCCAAGACUUCCGCGACAGUGGUUACGACGUGGCCAAGCUGAUGCUGAAGAAAGCCCAGGAGAAAGGCAAAGGAGACAGACUGCUCCAGGCAUCGCGCACCCUCUCGCAAGAUGACAACAACGCAGCAGGGGCGGCUCUCCAUGCUAUCCGUGAUCUUCUGGGGUCUCAGGAGGGUAUUCUGCAGCGAGAGCUCACCGGACUUCGAACUCAACUGAGUGCAUUGGACACUCGCUUCUCCCAGGUGCAAGAGAGGCUACAAGAGUCUGAGGAGCGUGAAGGUUUGUUGGGAAAGCGCCUUACAGCGGCCUUGAAGCAAGAGCGUGAGCUGAAGUUCGCGCUGGAAACAGCUCGACAGCAGUAUGAGAGUGUCUCAGAGGAGUUGGAAGGUUUGCAAGAUUCGGAGACUCAACUGAAGCGCCAAGUGCAAGAGCUCAUGGAACGAGAGAAAGACCUGAAGAAUGCCGACGUAGUCCGACCCAAAGACUUGGAGGAGAUGGAAGCAUUGAGGAAGGAGCGUGAUCAGCUCAUGAUGCGUUUGCAACAGUUAGAGAAGGACGAGAAGGCCUAUGGCCGCGAGCUGGCAGAGUCCCAAAAGCGUGAGGCGGCCUUGCAGCAAGCCCUUGACAACUCCACUGAACAGAUGGCCGAGCUCAUCACCGCGCUGACCGAGUCGAGAGCGCGGGAAGCUGAGCUUCAGGGCCAACUGUCAGCUGCCUUAGAACGAGAGCAGGCCCUUUCAGUCGACUUGCAGGAGUCCCAGCAGCGGGAGCAGCAACUGACAAAAGAGCUGGAGGACCAGGCUCAGCGCCUGGCCGAUGCGCUCAGUGCCCAGGAACAGCUGGCAGAGCGUUUGGACGAGACUCUGCGGAAGGCAACAACUGUUGCAGCAGACUUGACCGCUUCACGGAAGCACGAGGUGGCCCUCAUGAAGGAUCUCAAAGAAUCGCUCGCUGCCUCAGCACUACCGAGCAGGCGUAGAAAUCGCAGAAAAUUGUUUUUCCCUAUUUUGUUCAUUUGUGUGAAAAGGUGCAAAGAUUGAAUGCUUUGGCCGUAAAGAGAAAGAUGUUCACCUCUGCCAUAUACUUGGCCUCCCGUUCAAGCUAGACUAUCCGAAGGUUUUUCUGCUUCAAGGUGUUCCGCUUUUGUUUGUUCACUAUUAGGUUGGAGGCCAUCGCUAGUAGGUUGGAGGCCAUUGCUAUUAGAAAGAAAGAUAAAAGAAAAGGAUGAAAGGUCUCAUCUAGUUUGCAAUUAAAUUAGGACGAAAGGUCUCGUCUAGUAGCAUGCCAAAGGUCUCUUGUGCAACAUUUGAUGACUUUGAUUGUUGUGACGAUCCUGAAAUCUUGAAGUGAUGCCACCCUGCUGCUGUCGAAGUGGUAAAAGUGUCUUUUCCUGCGGGUUCUUUGCUGCUUUUACCUGCCUGGAAUCAUCCGUAUGCUCCCUCCCUACUUUUUCUGCCGUCCUCCUGACCCGACAGGACAAAUGUUUUUCUUUUCGUUUUUUCCCGGUCUUACCAGUAGGACAUAAAUCUGCAAGGCGUUCGUCCUUUGAGCUGUUGCAUGUGAG